Xiphophorus couchianus (Monterrey platyfish) is the source of this 2490-nucleotide messenger RNA. It is a transcript of the gene fxyd5, whose product is annotated as FXYD domain containing ion transport regulator 5. Lineage: Eukaryota; Metazoa; Chordata; Actinopteri; Cyprinodontiformes; Poeciliidae. Gene Ontology annotation, biological process: regulation of sodium ion transmembrane transporter activity. The transcript is spliced from 11 exons. Bases 52 to 702 code for a protein of 216 amino acids. Gene Ontology annotation, molecular function: sodium channel regulator activity. The record is from RefSeq and is a predicted model, not a curated record. Gene Ontology annotation, cellular component: membrane.
UCUCAGUUGAGUAAUGCAGUUGGAUCACAAUUACUACCUCUUUUCUUGUGAAUGUCUUGUGAUAGUGGCUUAACUAUUUUGUCGGGGGGGAAAGCAAGUAAACCAGGUGAGGUCAUUUUACAGAGGAAAGCACUGUGGAUGAUGAAGCUUUGGACCCAUCCCUGGAGCCAAACCCCUUUCAGGAUGGAUACUAAGAUUUACAAGGCUGCGCUGAUAUGUCUUCUGUUUGUCAUGUCAGAAGUGUCAUGGGCCCAGAGUCAAACUCCCUCAGAUCAAAGAACGUCUCCCACCAAACCUAUGACUCCCACUGGAAACAGAACCACCAUAAAUGCUGAGACCACCCCGAAAGAUCUCUCAGAGAAAAGCACAUCUGGGCAUAACACCCAGAACACUUCAGUCAGCUCCACCGUAUCCGCAACAAGAACAACAGCUUUCAUUCAGAAGGCAAAAGAGCUUCAAACAAAGCCCACAUCUGCUACAGUGUCAUCGACGGAGAAAACAACGGCCAAAAACAAAACUGUCUGGGAUCCAAAGUGGGAUGAACCUUUCACCUAUAAUUAUCAAUCUCUGCGAUACGCUGGCCUGAUCAUUGCCAGUGUGCUCUUCGUUAUGGGAAUUAUGAUCAUUGGCUGUGGCAAGGUCUGCCGGCUGCCCAAGUGUCACAAGAGGUCAUCGAAAUCAUACCGUGUUGUCCAAGGAUAAGAAGAUGUGCAAACAAUGGCAGCCAUGGAAAGUUUCAAGAAAUUACAAACGACUUAGUCCGUCAGAGAGAAAAACACUUCACUAACACCUGGCAACGCGUUUGUGUGCAGACUGACAGGCUAAUUUUACUGCUUGGUAACUGUGGUGGAAGUUUGAGCAAACAAAUAUUGACUCAUGCUGAUAAAUGGAAAGCCUGGGAUCUGUUUUCAUGUCUAUAAAAUAAACUGUACUGGAAAUUAAAUUGUCCUGAACAAGAUCACUCUAACUUUAAUUGCAUCAAAUUGUAUGAAACAAAUUUUUGUAAAAAAAAAAAAAAGUCAAUCACUAAAGGUCAUGAAUAAACAUAUUUGUACACCGAGGAAUCUUAAUUUUUUUUCACAUAUGAGAAUUAAAACUGAAGCUGGGCAGUCCUGCAACCGCCAAAAAAACAAAAACACCAAAACGUUAAGCAAGUGUGUCCAAGCCUCUUAGAGGUUGUGUGUUUGUGAGAAAAGCCCUAGAAUAAAGAGAAUCUGAUGACAGAAUAACUUUGUAUCCAUAUGGUAACUCAGUUAUGCAAACAACACAUAGACAGCAAGUAGGUUUUCUAGCAUAUUUAAUGUCAAAAUAGGCAAAAAUCCAGAGUUCAUUUAUCUUUUUAUAUGUACAGCAGUUUCCCCAUUCUAAUUACUGAAAGAACAAACAAAGGUGUCUGUAGCUGUGCAAAAAUGAUUAUGGUAUUCUUGGCUGAUAAUACAUCAAUUACAGGCUCUGGAAAUUAAAUGCAUACCCCAGUAAAUGUCUUUGGCAUAGAAAUACAUAUAAAAAAAGUGCAUAUACAAAUACAAUUAUUUAACAUGAAGUUCAAAUUUAAACUUAUUGCUGUGAUAUAACACUAAUACAUAUUUAAGACAGGACUUACUUUCUAAUCAUGGGAAUUCCUUACAAAAGACCCUAAACCAUUUUUUCUUAGAAAAAAAAAAAUGGACACGUAUCACCCAGUAAAUAUAUACAAUUUAAAUUUAACUCCUUAUGACCUGCAUGCUUUUAUCACUUGAGCAUAUCCUAAUUGUAUAAACUAAUGCUUCAUAACAUUAUUUAAAAAUCAAUUACUACUGAUUGCGUUUUGAAACCUUGUUCAUAACGGGUUAAAUUUAAUGCACAAGACAUUUUUAGAUGACAGAUUUUUACUUGUAAAAUAAUGAUAAAAAGCUUAAAUGCUACACAUAUUGCAUUUUUUUUGCAUGAGUAGUGUCACAACAAAGAGGCUCUCCAAUGAGUUAAUAUCAGAGAGGCAUUUGGUAGCAAGUGUAUAGAAACAUUCUUCUACAUUUUAGGGAAAUAAAAUGUGAAGAAAAUACCGUUGUAUCAUAUAAAACAAUCAGGAAAUAAAAUUAUGCUUAGCAAAAAAAUGAAAUGUUCUGUACUCCAGUUUAUGCUAUGCCUCAAUAAAAUGCUGACACAUAAAAGGCUAGUCAGAAAUAAAUGACGCAGGCGUGUUCAGAUAUAGGAAGUUAGAACCAAUCGGAUAAUUUGUUUUAUACCAAUUCAUAAGCAUUUUUUCUUAAGCUGAUGCUUAACACCAGAUACAUUUUUACAGUUUUUUUUAAUACCCAGUGUUCUUGUUGACACAAUUUAUUAGAAAUAAAUAGAUUUUUUGAGUCAACACAUUUUUUAAGUAUUUGUUUCAAAGGGUUUUGGGGUUGUCCCACUUCAUCUGAAACAUUUUCUGACAGAAAGCUUUCCUGCAUAUAGUGUAAUUGAUGUCAUGUGAGUGAAUCCAGCACCCCUUCAUCAAGAAAAAUAAAA